GCCCCGCCCCGGCGCGGCCCGGCCCGGCCGGCACUCGGCGCCCGCCAUGGCGGGGCUGGGGCCGGCCGCGGAGCCGCGGCCGCUGCUGGUGAAAAUCGUGAUGGCCGGAGAGUCCUGCGUGGGGAAGACCUCCAUCGUGCGCAGGUACACGGAGCCCGGCUCGCCUCCCGCCGGCUCUCCCGCCACUUCUUACAUGGCCACGAUCGGCAUUGAUUUUAAAGUAAAGACAGUAAUGUUUAAUGAUACAAGAGUGAAACUUCAAAUAUGGGAUACUGCUGGCCAGGAGCGGUUCCAUACACUUAGUACCAGCUAUUUCCGUGGUGCACAAGGCUUUGUUCUCGUAUAUGACAUCACAAAUCUGAAGAGUUUUCAAAGUAUAACAAUCUGGAUAAAUGACAUAUAUGAGAAAGCAGGUGAUGAAGUGGACGUAAUACUGUUGGGCAACAAGUGUGAUAAGGAGUCAGAACGGGUAGUUCCAAAACAGAAAGGAGAAAAGCUUGCUUGGGAAUAUGGAAUGCCAUUUUUUGAGACCAGUGCUAAAGAAAACGUGAACAUUGAGCAUGCAUUCUCAGUCUUGACUAAGGAAAUCCUGGAAAAGAAAUCCGGUGUAUUACAUGACUUAGACGUUGUGUCUCUAAAUGAAGCUAAGAAGAGAACCUGCUGUGCAUUCUAAAAUACUGUUUCUUGUUCAGUUUUCUCUUCAGGAAAUAUCAAGUGUUACAAAGGAACAUAUAAGAUUUUAAAAGAUUUUAAAUUCAAAAUUACAGUGUUUAAGCAUCCUUUGUAUUACGCAGGCAUUGUCGCCAAAUUUUUUAUAUGUUUAUAUUAUAUUUUCAUAUUUUUAAUGUGAAGAUGAAACAGUUAUCUGAUUUAAGAAUUACUAGGUGCUUCACAGGGUGACAGUGCUUGAAUGUAAAUGUUUGCAGAAAUGAAGUCUAAGUGUACUAAUUUUCUGUUAUUAAAAAAACACCCUUCACUUUU
This is a messenger RNA of Serinus canaria (Common canary), 981 nucleotides long. RefSeq names its product ras-related protein Rab-10-like. Gene Ontology annotation, molecular function: GTP binding; GTPase activity. Lineage: Eukaryota; Metazoa; Chordata; Aves; Passeriformes; Fringillidae. The coding region runs from base 47 to 673 and encodes 208 amino acids. Gene Ontology annotation, cellular component: recycling endosome; Golgi apparatus; insulin-responsive compartment. The record is from RefSeq and is a predicted model, not a curated record. Gene Ontology annotation, biological process: cellular response to insulin stimulus. The transcript has 6 exons.